Phyllotreta striolata is the source of this 1004-nucleotide messenger RNA. The record is from the annotation of a GenBank genome assembly. Lineage: Eukaryota; Metazoa; Arthropoda; Insecta; Coleoptera; Chrysomelidae.
AAAAAAGAGAAGAAAAAUUGUGGUUAUGUUUCGCAAAAUUUAAAAAUGUUCAAAUCGAAAAGCAACAUUUUAAUAAACAAAGCGAUACAAAAUCGUCACUAUGCGAAUCUUCCUCAAAACGAGGUAGCCUCCGUCUUUACAAACCGAAAUCCAAGAAACCUAGAACGCAUGCGGAUCGGCUAUAAACCUAAUGGGUACCAUGUAGACGCCCCUGGAAAAAUUUAUUGGCACAAAUUAGUUUUAACAACCACUGGAAGGUAUCUAACCGCAAGUGUAAAACAUUUUCAAAAUGGGGAAGUAUUAUCCGCAAGUACUUCGGAAUGGCCCAUCAAGAAGCAGUUAUACAGAACACUGGAUACUUCAGCUUAUAUCAACUUAGGAAGGGUUUUAGCUCAUAGAUGCCUUCAAGCAGGAUUGUUAGAAAUUAGUUGUUUUAUUCAACCAAAAGUUCCGAAUGAUAAAACCGCACAAUUUUUAAAGGCCUUAGAAGAAGGAGGAGUGUGCCUAAAAGAACCACCUCAGUACAAACCUAGCAGGCCAUGGGAUCAGUACAGGCCUGAAAAACCUUGGGAAGUUACAGAAUAGGCUAUACUAUAAUUAUAAUUACUUUUAGUAGUGGUUAUUUAAGAUUCAAUAAACAUUUUUUUUAAUUAAUUUAUUUACAAUAGGCUACACUAAUACAACAUAACUGACUUAUUCUUCUGUUUCAUAUUUAUCCUUUAUGUGUUUCCAUAAUUUCUGGAACAAAAAAGUAAGUAAAGUAACAGUAGGAUCUCGAAGAAUAAUUAUGUAAUACAUACCCCUUCAUUAACUUUUUCAAAUAUACUGUCUGUAACCAGGUCGAAGGUUCUUUCAAAUGCAAAGGCAGACACAAUGACAGCCAAAGCCAUUGUGGAUGUUCUUUUGAAAAUUGCGUUAUAAACAGUACUGGAAAAACCCAUUUUUGUUCGUUGAAUGCAAAAAUUCAACAAAAUUCGAUCCUCUAAAAAUGGAAUGACGGGUUG